CUCUCCCCUGCGUCUCUACAGGCCAUUCGCUGCACUCUGGUGAACUGCACCUGUGAGUGUUUCCAGCCAGGAAAGAUCCACCUGCGUACAUGUGACCAGUGCAAGCACGGCUGGGUGGCUCACGCACUGGACAAGCUGAGCACGCAGCACCUGUACCACCCCACCCAGGUGGAGAUAGUUCAGUCCAACGUGGUGUUUGACAUCAGCAGCCUGAUGCUGUACGGGACCCAGGCGGUGCCGGUCAGACUGAAGAUCCUGCUGGACCGUUUGUUCAGUGUUCUGAAGCAGGAGGAGGUGCUCCACAUACUGCACGGCCUGGGCUGGACCCUGAGGGACUAUGUCAGGGGUUACAUACUGCAGGUAGGCUCUGAUACAGACGUGUGUUACUAGAACCGUACUAGCUAAACACACAGGAACACGUAAUAGACAUUCACAGUG
Molecule: messenger RNA, 438 nt
Organism: Oncorhynchus kisutch (coho salmon)
Lineage: Eukaryota; Metazoa; Chordata; Actinopteri; Salmoniformes; Salmonidae
Product: zinc finger protein basonuclin-2-like
Exons: 2
Biological process (GO): regulation of DNA-templated transcription
Cellular component (GO): nucleus
Source: RefSeq, a predicted model, not a curated record